Molecule: messenger RNA, 2443 nt
Organism: Ruditapes philippinarum (Manila clam)
Lineage: Eukaryota; Metazoa; Mollusca; Bivalvia; Venerida; Veneridae
Product: TPR and ankyrin repeat-containing protein 1-like
Exons: 14
Coding region: 143-2443 (766 amino acids)
Molecular function (GO): protein binding
Source: RefSeq, a predicted model, not a curated record
ACUGUCUGUACUUGUAGGUUCGACAUUACUUCUGGAAAAAUUUCCUCAAAAUGGGUCAGGUUGGUGUGAUAAACGUGGAGCAGAGGAAUCAGGAUUUCACAUUCUAGCCAAAAACAAACUUGCGGCCGAUUUCCUUGACAAAAUGGCGGGAAUGCUCUUGAUGAAAGAAUACAAUGACGUGCUAAGGAAGGAUAAGAAGGGGAAGAUCCCAUAUGAUUAUCUCCAUGAUGAUUAUCCGUGUCGUAUAUACGACUUGUUUCUUCCAGACAACAAAACUAUAGAACAUGUGCACGUUCGUAGACUAUGCGAUAUCGGAAAAAAGAAGAAUGAAAACAACGAACAUGAAAAUGCGAUUUACAUAUUUAGCAAAAUCCUUCUCACAAUUAAAAGAGAUCACUUCAUGGGGCAUGAGGACAUUCAUGCAUUUACACUGAAAAACAGAGCUGACAGUUAUCUGAAGAUCGGAGACUCUAAUAAGGCACUGAACGAUGCAAAUAGAAGUUUAAAGAUUGUGCCAAGUUAUGAUGUUUUUUUGAUACGUGCUAAGGCAUCAACAAAUUUGGAAAGAUAUGAUCAUGCAUUUGACGAUUUCAUCAAUGCAUUUCAUUAUGCUGGAGCUUGUACAACAUCACAAGUACUUGAUGUAUGUGAGGAAAUAGUAAAGUUUUUGUUCCAGCUACCAAACAAGCAAAGUACAUAUAUGAUUCAAAGAAUAUCAACAACUUUGCCUGGAAAUGGACCUUUAUGGGCUAGGAUCUGUCAUAAAUUUGUGCUCCAAAACGAAUGGAAAACUGGAAAAAUAGCACACAGCCUGAUCAAAUAUGACCAGAAUAUUCUACCUAAGAUACAAAUUAACGUAGCGUGUUUUUGUAGUUUAAAUGAUAUCAGGAGUCAUCCAUGGUCUGCUGAUAUGAUGCUGUAUUUCUUACAUUGUGAAUCAGAUAGGAAAGCUAUAUCACUUGAACCAGGUGACACAUACCUACAUGCUUCAGUGAGAAUAUCGUUAGUCGCUAGUUUUCCAGACUUAUUAGCAUAUGUGAUAAAGAAUACAAAUGCCAACGAACUUCACGUGUGUGACCAGGCUGGUAAUACAUUGCUUCAUAUAGCAACGAAGGAAAGAAAAGUUGAUAGGCGUGCAAGGUUUGGCGUGAUAAAAAUACUACUGGAAUAUGGCAUAGAUGCACAGAAACUGAAUAAUGAUAAGAGGACAGCCUACUCAUAUCUAUCUGGUGAAAAAAAGAACAGAGAACUUAUAGUAGAAAGCAUACAGAAACAAACAACAGGCAAUCAAAAGAAAAUGUUUAACGGUAAUGAAAGCAGAAGUCAUCCUAACAGAAAAAAUGCUAUGCAACAGGGUAAGAAAGAGAGAAGACGUAAAUGUGACCAAUGUGAGCAACAACACUCAAAGGCGCUCGAAAUUAUAUCAACAGACAAGACAGGUGGUCUGAAAGCAAUGACAGACAUUUUGACUUCGGACCAUUUAAACACAUUUCAUACUUCAAUUGAAAAGAAAGUUGUAGAUGAUUUAGUAAAGUAUCUUGAAAGUCCAGAAGAUAUAACAACAUUCCUUUCCCCACUGAGAAAAGCAAAGUUCUAUAUGAUUAUGGAAGGGCUGUUUUUAGUGCAAAAGUGGGCUCCAUUAAUUCUGACAGUUAAAGCGUUCAAUAAGAAGUUUGUAGACAACGAUCUGAAAAAAUUUACAUCAAAAUUUACGGUGGAGCCUUUAAUUGUUGCCACAGAAUCCGUUUCAGAUGAUGAAGAAUUUGAAAACAUUUGUUUCCUACUAAAUAAUGGUUGGAGCAUUGGAGAUGGAAAUGGCAAAGUGACUUUGAAGAAAGCUGUUGACUUGAAAAAGUUCAAAUUGAGUGUUGAGCUCAUUAAACGGGGUGCAGACGUGUCGGAUUUUACUCUACAAGAAGGUGAUACACCUAUACAUGCUCUGAUUAAAGUUGCACUUGAAGUAACAGAGUCAAAGUUUAUAGAAGAUUUAUUAAACAAGUGGAAUACUGACAAAGAUAAAUAUUCCUGCCUUGACCCAGAACAGGUUGAUGUUAAUGGUGACUGUAUAUAUCACCUUUUAACAAAAUCGGGUUACUCCGAUAUGGUUCUGCAAAUCACAGAGAUACUUUGUGAUUACAAUGUGUCCGCUUAUUUCUAUAAUAAAGAACAGAAAUAUCCUAGCGAAUAUGUAAAAAAGAAGCAUUUUCGUUUACUUGAUUAUCUCAAAAAUGCUUCAAGGAUAAAAGCAUCAAGAAAACAGGUUGCGUAUGAGACUUUUGAAAAAGAAGAUAAAAAUGAUUCAACAACAGGAGCACAUGAGUUUGAUCUAGAACACAAGCCGAAACCUAAAUCACGAAAAGAACAAAUACAAGAGUCAAGGAAAAAUAUUGAAUAUCUUCUAUCAUUGCUUCCUGAAUAUAUAGAAGUGAAUGAUGUUGUCUGA